UGCGAGUGGCCUAGGUCUCGGCAGGGCCUUGGCUGCCUCUCCUUGCCCCCCUUGGAGACGAGCUCACUGGGAAGCCAGGGGACGCCUAAAGCCUCAGUACGAUGCCGUGGUGAUAGGAGCAGGAGAAUAUUCUCUCCGGGUUUUGUGCAGUUUGCCGCAAAACAGCUGCAGACAGCGUACUGUCAGGUUUCAUCUGCAUCGUUAGCAUUUUAUCCAUCGCUUUCUUAUAUCGAACCGUCAACAAAUACCAUCAAGCCCUGAGGUGUACUAUUCGCUGCCUUCUGUGGUGCCCUUCGUGUGAGCUGUGCCCUUUGUCAAGUUGCCAGCGUGGGGUGGCUGCACGUGCACUAGGGAGAGAGGCACAGGCCCUGACGGGUGCUCGGAGGUAAAGAACCGCAAGAGCAUAAGUCAUUGUAAAUUGUGGAAAAACGAUGAGGAAGUGACAAGUUUUGAGUAUUUAUUACCUUUGUUUUUAAUGCAAUUUAUUUAUUUCACUGUAAGUUUAUAGACUCUAAAUUUAUUAAUGGCUGCGUUAGACGACUGUCACAAACCUCCUGGCCGGGGUGGAGGGAUGCCAUCUCCGCACCCCGCUGAUUGGGCUCAGGAAAUGGAAGCUCCCCACCACUGCCCCUGUUUUUCUCCCCUUGGUGACAAUGCAUCCCUGCUGUUUCCUGGAAGGGAGGAUUGACUCCAGGUCACCAGGGGCCUGGGUGACUUGCCCACACGUGUCUGAGUCUCAGGUGUUUUUCCUUGAUGUAGUUUAAUUGCUAAGCAUUAAGGGAAGCCCAUUUAGGGCAUUUGGGGGCCAAGUAAGGAACAGUGGCAUUUUCUGAGAGCCACCUUGAAGAUGACCCUGAUUAGUCACUUGACCAUGCCUAAGAAUGACCCAAGAAGCUUGUUAAAAUGAAGUUCCUGGGCCCUAGCCCAGGAAUUAGGAUUCAGGGAAAGUCAGCACAUCCAACCAGAAUUUGGAGUGGGUCUGAUGCAGGUGGCUGCAGGCCCCACUUGAGAACCCAGGUUUGGAGCAGCUUCUCUUGGGAUCCCCACAUGCCUGGCUGUAAGGAUCUCUGGAGUGAGGCUGGAGAUGAUCAGAGCCUGCAGCUUAAGACCCCCACAGGGGAAAAGGAGAGAUCUCCAGAAGCCCCAAGAGGGCUCUGGCAGGAGUGGGGAUGGAGUGGUGGAGGGAUGAGGGGCGUGGGUUGUUGGAAUAUCGACCUUUGUCAUUUGAGAUCUAUGUGUGCAUCUGUGGGCUCAGGUGUGAUGGUUGAACUGGACCCAGUUGCCAGGAAGGCUUUAUUAGUUUUUCAAGAUUUAUGAUCAGCACUAUUUAAGAAACAAAUAGUUACCAUUUAUCGUGGGUCUGCUGAGAGUCAGGUGCUUUACAUAUAUUAUUGGUUAUUCUUGCUCCAUCACUGCAAGAAGCAUGAAGUUCGAGGCUGGCCAGAAUGACUCUCUGAGGGCCACAUCCUGUAAAUAGCAGGAGCCAGGUUGAGCCCGGGACAGUUGGCCUUUAAUUUAAUGUAUAUAUUUGAGACCAGGCCUUUCCAAACUGCGGGCUGCAACCCACUGAUGAAUCCCAUCCAGCAAAGCUUUUAAACCUUAAUUAAGAAACUUUUCAAAAGUAUAUAAAAAUAGUAGAUCAACCAGUCUUUUUAAAUGAAAUAUAAUCAAAUAUAUCAUCAUAUGCUUAUCGCAUGGUGAGUUAAUAUGAGUUCAUGAAACUUUCAUUUCUGUGAAAUACAUUUAUGUGGGAUGUGUGCCAGGUCAUAGUGUAAAACACACUUCUUCCUGUGGCUCAUGGUCAAAGAGGGUUGAAGAACUCUAUUUCAGAGAUUCUUUUAAUGGAAGAGAUGUUGGCUCAGUGACCUCUAAAAUUCUGGGUGUCUCUAUGUGGAAAAUACAAAACAAAGUCAGCUCAGCCGUGAAGAAAUCCGUCAUGUGGGUCAUUGCUGCCUCCUAUUUAUGGGUGUUUGUCAAAUUAAUGGCUGAACAUUUUAUUUGAGUGAACACUGGGUUCAGGUUGGUGCUCAGAGAACAUAGUCUUCUGCUGACAUCUUUGAAGACUCAGAGUGACCUUCUGUCACCAAGGAGAAACACGUGCCAAGUGUUCCAGACAAGACCUGUCCCCACUACCUGAAAACAACAAACAAGCCUGUCCUCUUCCCAACAAGGGAUUCUCCACAAGCAGCUGCAUUGUAUCCUGAGAGUGAGGCCAGAGGAGACACUCCCAGCCCACUGGCCAUGCUUGACCACCUGCAUCCGAAUCACCUGGGGGCUUGGGAGAAAUCCAUCCCAGGUCCCUGCCUGCCCGCUGCUGAGCAGACUCCAGGGAGGGGUUAUGAAUCAUUGUUCAUACGAGUUCUCAGGUGAUCCUGAAGCUUCUCAAAGCAGGAGAGGCGCUUACUAGCAGUAGACCUGGUAUGGAACAGGGAAUCCCAAGCUGAAUUUAGGGCACCUAACCCAGGGGCAAAAAUCCUGAGAUUUUUGACAAGAAACUUAAUAUGGAAGAUAGAUAAAUUCACCCAAUCAGCUGGCACUCCGUUAGCACACGUUGAAGCUGUAUGUGUUUAAUUACUUCAUUUUGAAUUGUUCCUAUUUUAUUUGGAGAACAUUGGUGAUUGACAAAGACAAAACCAUGUGACUAAAGCCUUCUGGGUGCUAACGUGCACCACAUUUGGAGAGAACAAGCCGUGUUUGUCAGCAGCUGUCCACAUGCCCAGCAUGCACCUGGAUGGUGAUUUCAUGCCAGACAAGGAGGUCCAGCACCAGCCUUCCAGCCAUGCUUCCCUUCUGUUACCACCAAGUAAACUGUGAUGCUCCCUCCACCAGCCACUUGCUCGUCCCCAAGCUAUGGAAGCCCAGCAAUGCUUCAUGGGAUGGAUAGCUUUGUCUGAUGAUUGUGGAUUUCUCCUCACCCCUCACUCCAGAUGGAGCCACAGGCCAGGGCAGGGUGACAGGACUUUUUUCAAGCUGGAGCAGGAACAGGGUUUUCUGAAUCCCUAGAGACCAGGUGUUUUAUGGCAUCAAGCUAGAUGCUGUUGCAACAUCCAGGUACAGGUGGGGAGUCCCAUGCCCAACUUUCUGAUUCCUCCCCAGGAUCUUCAGGGGGCAUGGGGACAGGGAUGGGUGACAUAUUCCCCAAGGAGUGUGUCUGCUCCUUGACCACUGGUGCUUUCCUCCUCUGCCUUGUCUCAUUGCAGGACACAACGGGCUGGUGGCUGUGAGUACCUUCCCCUCUGUCCCGCUUCACUGGCCCCUGGACACGCGGUGUUGGCCAGAAUGGGAGGAAGUGGGCAGGGUGCAGCCCCAAGAGAGACGGGGAGGCGGCUCGUCUCCUCUCCCUGGCGCUGACCAGUGGCUAUCAAAUGGGGAUCAGCAGUAGUCAAGGAGGAAAGCAGGAGCUCCCUUUCCUCUCCUUUUCUUACUGUAUGUGCAUUUCCCCGUGACUUUGGGAGAGUCAGGGGGCUUUCAGAAGCAAGAUGAUCAAGAGGUGGGAAAGUAUGUAACUGGCAUGGCCGGGGACAUGUGUUAGAGCCUGGGAAUCUGGGGCUGGUUGGGGCCUCCAUGCCCCCAGCUAGGUCCAGACCAUGUGCCAACCUGAAGCACCCAGCAGCUACACAGCCCCAGGUGUACCCCAGAGACGACCACGAAGCCAGUCUAACAGAGGAGGGAGGGCCCUGCCUCCAACACCACGGGCUCCUACGUCCAAAGCUGAGCCAGGCAGGGUUAUCCUAAGGCUGUGCUUCUCAAACUCUGGUCCCAGUACCCCUACGAGGCCAUAGUAUAUGCUAGACAGUGUUCACAAAACAAACAUGGAACAUUUCCCUGAGGCAGUGGCGGCUCUAGAAUAUCAAUAACAGGAGGAGUCGGCAAGGUCGGGGAAGGCAGGCUCUGAGACGUGUGUUAAAUCUUGCUUCUCUCCCUGACAUGAUAGUUUUACUUGAACAUUUUAUGGGGAGCAUCAUGUAACUCAACUGAUCAGUAAUUUAAAACAUUGAUUUUAUGUUAAUAUAAACAUGGUUCGUCCCCCAGCUCUGCCACUUUCUAUGUGUGAGUCACUUUAGGCUCCUGAGCCAGGGUGAGAUGAGAACAAAACACUCCCUCUCACAGAGCUGCUGUGAGGCGAACAGACGAUGUGCUCCAAGGAGCUGCCACCCAAAGCCUCACAGAUGGGGACUCUUAUUACUGGAGGUCCCCAUCCCAAAGGAGGCUGGUGUCAGUGCCCUUCAGCCACAGACCCGGGCCCCCCAGGGGAACAGCCUGAAGUCCAGGAGGCCGCGUACCUGCAGAGAUUGGGGGUGAACACAGCAGUCUUCGAGAGACGUCCUGUGACAGGGGGUGCAGCUGUCACAGAGGAGAUCAUCCCAGGGUUUAAGUUCUCCCGAGCAUCCUACCUCCUCAGCCUGCUGAGGCCACAGAUUUACACCGACCUGGAACUGAAGAAACACGGGCUGAGGCUUCAUCUUCGAAACCCCUACUCCUUCACCCCAAUGCUGGAAGAGAGCAUGGGGAGCAAGGUGCCCAGGUCCCUUCUUCUGGGCACAGACAUGGCGGAAAACCAGAAGCAGAUUGCCCAGUUUUCACGGAAGGAUGCCCAGGCCUUUCCCAAAUAUGAGGCAUUCAUGAAUCGGUUGGCUUUAGCCAUAGACCCACUGCUGGAUGCAGCCCCCGUGGACAUGGAGGCCUUCCAGAGGGGUUCCCUGUGGCAAAGGCUCCAGUCGCUCACCACACUCAAACCCCUGCUGCAGGCAGGUCGCAUACUGGGAGCCCAGCUGCCCCAGUAUUACCAGGUCCUCACAGCUCCAAUUAUAAAGGUGCUGGAUCAGUGGUUUGAGUCUGAGCCUCUAAAAGCCACUCUGGCCACGGAUGCUGUGAUUGGAGCCAUGACAAGUCCCCACACUCCGGGGAGUGGGUAUGUGCUGCUACAUCACGUGAUGGGGGGUCUGGAGGGGAUGCAGGGGGCCUGGGGCUAUGUCCAGGGUGGCAUGGGUGCUCUCUCUGAUGCCAUCACAAGCUCAGCCACCGCACAUGGAGCAAGCAUCUUCACUGAAAAGGCAGUGGCUAAAGUGCUGGUGAGCAGUGAAGCACGCGUCCAAGGAGUUGUGCUGCAAGAUGGCUCGGAGGUGAGGAGCAAAGUGGUGCUGUCCAACGCAUCCCCACAGGUCACCUUCCUGAAGCUGACACCACAGGAAUGGCUUCCUAAGGAGUUCGUGGAGAGAAUCUCCCGGCUAGACACCAAGUCACCUGUUACCAAGAUCAAUGUGGCUGUCGACAGGCUGCCUGACUUCCUGGCGGCCCCCAAUGCUCCAGGGGGCCAGCCACUGCCCCAUCACCAGUGCUCCAUCCACCUGAACUGUGAAGACACACUCCUCCUCCACCAGGCUUUUGAAGAUGCCAUGGAUGGCCUGCCUUCCCACAGGCCUAUGAUUGAGCUCUGCAUCCCUUCCUCGCUGGACCCCACCCUGGCUCCCCCCGGCUGCCAUGUGGUCUCCCUCUUCACUCAGUACACCCCCUACUCGCUGGCCAGAGGCAAGGUGUGGGAUGAGCAGGAGAGAAACGCUUAUGCAGACAAAGUGUUCGACUGCAUCGAGGCCUACGCCCCUGGCUUCAAGGGCUCCGUGGUGGGCAGGGACAUCCUCACACCACCUGAUUUAGAGAGAAUCUUUGGGCUUCCCGGAGGUAACAUCUUCCACUGUGCCAUGACCCUGGACCAGCUCUACUUCGCCCGCCCCACGCCCCUGCACUCCGGCUACCGCUGUCCUCUCCGGGGCUUGUACCUCUGCGGAAGCGGCACCCACCCGGGAGGAGGCGUAAUGGGAGCCCCUGGACGCAAUGCAGCUCAUGUUGUCUUCAGAGACCUCAAGAGCAUGUGACCCUGAGCCAACUCUGACCCAAGAAUAAGAAUCCGUCCUGGAGAUUUUAAGUCCCCUUUGGGUCAGCUUCCCAGGAUAUGGCUGGAGGCAGACAAGCCCUCGUGCUCAAGCCACUGUUUUAGAAGAACCAUACAGGUUACAUCUGAUACUUGUUAACCUUGCACCCAUGACUUGGAUGAAUUGGUUUUGUUUUAUUAAAAACAGUGUUUUGUAUA
Molecule: messenger RNA, 6088 nt
Organism: Nyctereutes procyonoides (raccoon dog)
Lineage: Eukaryota; Metazoa; Chordata; Mammalia; Carnivora; Canidae
Gene: PYROXD2
Product: pyridine nucleotide-disulphide oxidoreductase domain 2
Exons: 16
Coding region: 4134-5873 (579 amino acids)
Molecular function (GO): oxidoreductase activity
Source: RefSeq, a predicted model, not a curated record